AUGAUGGAGGUUGUGAUUAUUGUUGUUGUUGCUACACUUGGGAAUCUACUUAAUGGAUGGGAAAGUUCAACCAUUGCAGGGGCUAUGACCUACAUCAAACAAGAUUUUGAAUUAGAAAAGGAUCCAUCACUUGAAGGGUUGAUUAUGUCAAUGUCUUUUAUAACUGCAACUGUUGUCACCAUAUUUUCUGGAACAAUCUCUGAUAUGGUUGGAAGAAGACCUAUGUUGAUAACAUCUUCUGUUAUGUUUAUCAUUGGUGGUUUGGUAAUGUUGUGGGCUCCUAAAGUUACUGGUAUUCUCUUGUCAAGGAUUAUCAAAGGCGUGGCCAUGGCUCUAGUUGUUACUUUUAAUCCACUUUACAUAUCUGAGAUAGCACCACCUGAUAUUAGAGGACAAUUGAACACUCUUUCACAGUUUUCUUGUUCUGUUGGAAUGUUUUUGGCUUACAUUCUUGUUUUCUUAAUGUCCUUGAUGUCGUCGCCUAGUUGGAGAGUUAUGUUUAGUGCUGUUUCUAUUCCUUCUGUUGUUUAUUUUUUGUUGACUGUGUUUUACCUCUCUGAACCUCCUUGGUGGCUUGUAAGCAAAGGUCGAAUCCUUGAGGCUGAGAAAGUUUUGAAAAGAUUUCGCCGCGUUGAUGAUGUCUCAGGGGAGAUGGCUUUGCUCGCGGAGGGUCUCAGUCCUAGGGGUGAAGACAUAUCCAUAGAAGAAUAUGUGGUUGCUCCAGCUAGUGAGAUCCUUAUCAACCAAGAAGCAGUAAAAAAUUUUGUAUAA
Messenger RNA from Lathyrus sativus (Indian pea), 771 nucleotides. NCBI's taxonomy places the organism in Eukaryota, Viridiplantae, Streptophyta, Magnoliopsida, Fabales, Fabaceae. The record is from the annotation of a GenBank genome assembly.